This is a messenger RNA of Gigantopelta aegis, 753 nucleotides long. RefSeq names its product prefoldin subunit 2-like. Lineage: Eukaryota; Metazoa; Mollusca; Gastropoda; Neomphalida; Peltospiridae. Gene Ontology annotation, molecular function: protein folding chaperone. The transcript has 3 exons. The record is from RefSeq and is a predicted model, not a curated record. The coding region runs from base 34 to 465 and encodes 143 amino acids. Gene Ontology annotation, cellular component: cytoplasm; prefoldin complex. Gene Ontology annotation, biological process: protein folding.
UCGGCGGAGGAAACUACAACCAACCAAAUAAUCAUGGCGUCAAAUGCGAGUAAAACGUCGAAAGGAAAAUCACAAGAACAGAUUAUUGCUGGUUUUCAAGAAUUAAGGCAACAACAAAGAAUGUUAGCCUCAAAAAUAUCUGAAAUAGAAAUGGAUAUGAAAGAGCACGAGCUUGUAGCUGAGACUCUGAAAGAAGUGGAUGCCAAUAGGAAGUGCUACAGAAUGGUGGGUGGCGUGCUCGUGGAGCGCACAGUCAGUGAUGUGUUACCUGCUCUAAUCAACAACAAAGAACAGAUGGCUAAACUAAUUGAGUCUUUUAAGAAGAAGUUAGAAGCAAAAGGUGCAGAUAUCAACAAAUACCGAGAAACCCAUGAUGUUAAAAUCCGCGGCGAGGAGUCGCGAGAAACUACGGAUCAGCAGAAGGAAUCGAAACCCGGAGGCGUGUUAGUGGCCAACGAUUCCUAGUAUGAUAUUGUUAACGCUAGUAGUGACCUUUUGUAUUUUACACAAUUUAUCACUUCACCAGUGUCAUCGCAUUUCAUCUAUUGUUUAAGACAAUUCAGAGUCUCGGUACGGUGGGAAGGUGAUUGUUUUCAUGACGCGGUAUGUUGCAAGAGAUGGUGUGACUUAUUUAACUGUUCUAUCAAUCCUGUAAAUACAUUUGAUUUUGUUUAUUCUUCGUUUUCGAAGGAUUUUGAAUAAAGCUUUGUGACAAAUUGCAUCUACUGGAUAUUAAACCAGUCACUUUGUGAA